UUGGUAAUUGGAUCAUUCAAAUUUUUUUUUUUUUUGCUACAAAUUUAUAGCCAAGAUAUUAAACACAAAGAAUUCUAGUUUACACACGUUUACUAACGAAAUCUUGUUUUCAACGCGUAGUUUUAUUCAAUUCGAUUAAAAUCUAUAGCAAACGUCUAGACCUUAUGCGCUGUGUAACCAAAAUUGGAAUAAUUGAACAGGAAUUUUAUUGUUCGAACAAUUUUAACCAUAAAUGUUCAUGGUGUCUCUUUUGGGCAGUACUUAUAUACAUUACAUACAUAUGAAGCACACAAAAGAUAAAAUAAGAAAAAUUUUAGACGAGCAUCUUGAAAAUACCCUUUGCAUUGCCACUACCUGUAUCAAACCAGAUAUUGAUUGAACUGGUAUCUAAAAAAAAACAAGCUCAGUGUUCUCAUUAAAAAUUUUCAUAUUUUUUAAAUUAAUAUAAAUAUAUUUUUCUAGUCAAUGUAUCGUUUCAUUAGGUAAAAGUUGUUACAAUAUCUUCAUAAAUAAUAUAGGUUAGAUUGAACCGAAAAAAUAUGUAAACUAUGUACAACCCUCGACAAAUUUUUAUUGGCCAAUAAGGCCGAGAAGAUCUAAAAGGUUGGACAUCCAUGAUCUAUAAUGAGUGCAUGCGCACAGUUUGAUCAUCGAAAAUUUUAUUUCCCGAAAGCACACCCUGUUCAAGCGCGUGUUUCAUUGUUUGUCAUCUUCGAUCGUCUGUUUUGUUUUUCUUUCCAGAUAUAUAUAAUCGUCUCAUUGCCAACGACUACAUGCAUUUAUUUGAAAUCAUUACCGUUUGUUACAUAGUACUAUAAUAAUUGUAAGGUAAAAACUCGUGUCACGUAUAUGUACAUACAAAAUAAAGGUCUUUUUGCAAGAAUUGUCUUGGCGCAGCAAUUUGAAUUACACCAUGCACGCGAGACAUUUAUAAUUUGCGACAAAAUAACUUCCGGCAAGUUCAAAAAAAAACAAGUGGACGACGUUCAACGUCGAUUUUCAACUCGACAGUUGCGACAAGCAGCAAUUCAACGCGUGCGAAUUAAAAAGGAGGAAAAAUGCCAGACGAAGAGGAAAGUAUAAUAAUAUACGAAAUAGCUACACCACCGAACGACAAUUAUUAUCGCCGGAAUAUCGAGCAUUUCUCGAAAAAUGCAAACAGACUUCGAAAGAUCAACAACGAGAUCGAAGAUGUGCGAAAUGUAUUGGAACUGGCGGUAACGAAGUCGAAGAUUGAUCAUGAGAGGAGAAAAAACAAUUGUCAAGUCACCAACGAGUGUCAACUGGAACAAUCUCAAAGCUUCUACUUUACGAAGAUGAAAGAGUUCGCAGAUAAACUGCCCGCGUAUACUCUGUUGCCUGAACAGGAAGAGACUAUACGAAAUUUAGUUUCGUUCAGUUUACGACGCAAGUACGAGAGAAUCUUCGAAGAACAAAUGCUGGAAACGAAGACACGUUAUUACGAAGCGAUGCACGAUCUGGCCGUAAAAAGGGUGAUAACGAUCGAAUGCCAGGAUGUGUGUAACGUGGGUCUGGAACGUGUCCUUUCGUACAAGCUCGCUGGACGGACAGAGUUUUAUCCAAAGUAUUUGAAAAAUCGUUGUGCAGUCAGAAAAAAGUACUACUUAUAUCACAGACUGAUGAGAAGCAUCGUUGCGAAAGCUUGUUCCCUCAUGCCAGAGUGGAUCUGUAAUUUCGGACGUUAUCGAUUGGGAUUUGAUUAUCUCGAUUUCAACAGAUUUCUGGAUUUAGUGGAAAACGAUGUGAAAAAAGGCGGGCUGAUCGUCAGCAGUACCUAUUACAGCGACAUUGUACGAUUGGUUUCGCAGCCGCGUUACCUUCACGACGUUCGUCCACCCUCCUUGCCAGACUUUCUUAACUGCGCCAACAAUUUACUCGCCCUUCGAGUGGUGACGUGCAUCAUGGACACCAUUGAACAUUUGCUACAAACUUUCGAAGAUAAACGAACCGUCCCUUUAUUCAAGUUGCAGUUGAAAUGCGAGAGCAACGAGCUGUUUCUCAGUCCAACGAUGGACGAGAUUUGCCGCGCGUUUCAAGGCAUAGUUGAACAAAUUAGCCACGUCGGUCAGCAAUUACCACCGCUCGACUCCUGGGUCGGCGUGAAGAUUCAACAGGAGUACAUUAAAGUUGCAUUGCCGGAAUUAUACCUGGAAGAGGUGCAUCGACGUAUGGUGGAAACUUUGCAACGUACUUUCCAACCGUUCAACAGUUACGUGGAGAGACUGUACAGCAAGUUCAAAGUUGUUUUCGAUCCAGAAACGCGCAGAAAUAUCGUUGCUUAUGCCAGCACGGGGCGCACGUUUCAAGAGUAUGUGUCCAAGGUCGAGGACCUUAACCAAUUCAUUCGGGAAAUAAAUGGCAUGCCGAAUCACGAAUAUUUUUCGAUCGGUGUGAUUCAUCAAGCGGCGGCGAAGGAAGGUCUCCUCUAUUACACGGAAGAAGUGCGCAGGCUGAUCAUCGAGGAAUUGGUGAAAAGCCAUCGAGCUUACAAUCUUGAAAUCUGUAACACGUUCGAGACGAUAAGAGAGCGUGCUUCAAACGUUCCCAAUACCACUAAAGAAUUACUCGAAUUGGGCGAGUACAUGUUGUACGCUGCAUCGACGUUGAUGAGAUCGCUGGAGGAAAAGAUUACCUCCUCGUUGCGCAUGAUGGCGUUGCUAAUCGGGAUGACGACAUUGACCAAAGACCACAUCGAGUUGAAUAACGCGACCAUUCAUUGGUUAAAGCGGAUAAGACCGAUAUUCGAGCACAGCAGCGCCACCUACGAGCAAAUUAAAUUUGAACUGGAGGAGAAACUUCAGCAAAAAAUCGAGGAACUAAACGCGGACGUAGAGAUCAUGUUUCCCAGAUUGAAAAUAAUGAACGAUAUGGAUGACGCAGAUCGCAUAAGGGAGUACAUAGAAUACAUGCGAAAGUUCGCACGCGAUUUGGAUCGUAUGGAUGAGAGAGUGACGUGCAUCAACGACGAGGAGAAACUUUUCAAGUAUCCCCCCUCCGUAUAUCCACGCAUCAACGAAUUGAAGGAGAACAUAAUGCCGUAUUACGAAUUAAUUUAUCGCGGUUAUCAGUGGCAAAGGCAUCGAGAUGUUUGGCUAGAUGGCCCGUUUGAAUACUUGGACUCCAACAGCAUUGACAACACGACGAGCGACUACUUCACUAAUUUGAGCAAAAUCAGCAAACAAUACCGAACGAGAAUAAAGCUGUUAAUUGCAAUGAAUUAUCCGCACAGUUUUGUAGGAUCACUGGACGAUCCGGAUCCUUUUCAACAACCGGCACCUUUGAAGCUUUGCCAUCAACUGAUCGAGGACAUCAAGUGGUUCAAGCAAUACAUACCGUUGCUGGCUGUUUUCCGAAAUUUCGCGAUACGUCAGAUUCACUGGGACGAAAUGUCGGUUAUAGCCGGUUUCGAUCUCACCCCGGAUGCUGGCACCACGUUUCGAAAAAUCAUAAGCAUGGAUUUAAUGGCGGACUUGGAAAAGUACGAAACGAUAAGCAUAAGCGCGACGAAACAACUCAUGCUCGAGGAACUAUUGGCAAGGAUGAUCGGCGAAUGGGACGACGUGUUGUUCACCAUUAUGCCUUACAAAGACUCCGGUGUGAAUAUUUUAACGCAAUUGGACGACAUCCAUACUCUCUUGGAGGAUCACAUCGUGAAAGUUCAAGCGAUGCGAGGCUCUGCGUUUGUCAAACUCAUCGAGGAGGAAGUGAAGAACUUUUACGUUCUUUUGCUUCGAAUACAGUCGACGAUCGACGAGUGGGCCAAAGUCCAAGUACAAUGGAUGUAUCUGUUGCCCAUCUUUACCAGCAAAGACAUCGUAGCGCAGUUGCCCGACGAGGAAGUACUGUUCGCUCAGGUCGACAGGAUCUUUCGUAGCGCGAUGAGCGGCGUUUCGAGGGACCCUCGCGUGCGAGAGACCGCCGGUUCUGUGGGUCUUUUAGAAAUCAUGCAGGAGGCUAACGAAUUGAUGGAGAAGGUGAACGACGGUGUAUUGAACUACUUGGAGUUGAAGAGGCUCUUCUUCCCGCGAUUCUUCUUUCUGAGCAACGACGACAUGCUGGAGAUACUGUCCGAAACGAAGGAGCCCCUUCGAGUCCAACCGCAUCUGCGAAAGUGCUUCGAAGGCAUAAACAGACUCCGAUUUAACGAAACAAUGGACAUAUGUUCGAUGUUCAGCGAAGAUUACGAAGAGGUUCGAAUGCAAGAGGAGAUUUCGACCGCUGCCGCGAGAGGUUGUGUGGAACGUUGGCUCCUCCAAGUCGAAGACCAAAUGGUGAAAUCCGUAAGGCACGAGAUCCAGAUGAGCUAUCUCGACUACGAAGUCACUAAGCGCGUCGUCUGGGUACGCACGUGGCCUGGCAUGGUCGUCUUGUGCGUUUCGCAGAUUUACUGGAGCAUGGAGGUUCAAAACAGCCUCAUGACCCACAUUCCCUCGACGAUGGAAGCGCUACAUACGAAGCUUGGAUCUCAGAUCUUAGAGAUGGUUCAGUUGGUCAGAGGGCAACUGUCGAAACAAAAUCGUACCACGUUGAACGCUCUCAUCACUCUGGACGUGCACGCUAUGGACGUGGUGAAGUCGCUGAUCGACAAGAGGAUCGUAAACGAGACCGACUUCGACUGGCUGGCGCAGCUGCGUUACUAUUGGCAAGACGACGUGUUUAUAAGCAUUAUAUACACGAGCGUAGCAUACGCGUACGAGUACGUUGGAAACUGUCCUCGCCUCGUCAUUACUCCUUUGACGGACAGAUGUUACCGCACCCUGAUCGCUGCGUACUCGUUGCACCUGAACGGAGCGCCGGAGGGUCCGGCCGGCACCGGUAAAACGGAAACGACAAAGGACCUGAGCAGAGCCGUGGCGGUACAGUGCGUGGUGUUCAACUGCUCCGAGGGUCUCGAUUACAAAAACAUGGGCAAGUUCUUCAAAGGUCUUGCCUCGUGCGGCGCUUGGUCCUGUUUCGACGAGUUCAACAGAAUCGAGCUGGAGGUGUUGUCCGUGGUUGCCCAGCAAAUACUCUGCAUCGCCCAAGCGGUUCGUGCCGCGUUGGACACGUUCGUCUUCGAGGGCACCGAGCUGAAACUGAACCCCGCCGUUUACGUCUGCAUCACGAUGAACCCCGGCUACGCGGGCCGCACCGAGCUGCCGGACAAUCUGAAAGUGCUGUUCAGAAGCGUGGCGAUGAUGGUGCCGGACUACGCGAUGAUCGCCGAGAUAUUCCUCUACUCGUCCGGUUUCAGCAGCGCUCGAGAACUCUCCACGAAAAUCGUCACGACGUACAAGCUCUGCUCCGAGCAGCUGUCCGCGCAGUCUCACUACGACUACGGCAUGCGAGCGGUGAAGACGGUGCUAACAGCGGCGCAGAACAUGAAACUGCAGCUGCCGGACGAGGACGAGUCGGUGCUUCUGCUUCGAUCCGUCAUCGACGUCAAUUUGCCAAAGUUCUUGGCCCACGACGUCCCGCUGUUCGAGGGGAUCGUCACCGAUCUGUUCCCCGGGCUGCAGCUACCGUCGCCGAGUUACGACGUGCUCUUAGCAGCGGUGCACGAGGUCGCCGGCAAGCGGAACCUGCAGCCGGUGGACGGCUUUCUCCUGAAGAUUAUACAAAUGUUCGAAAUGAUGAUCGUUCGUCACGGAUUCAUGCUCGUUGGAGAGCCGUUCGGCGGGAAGACGUCGGUCGUCCGCACUCUGGCCGACGCCCUCACCUUGAUGCACGCUCGGGGUGACAAGGGUGGUGCCACGACCAAGUACCACACCAUCAAUCCGAAAUCUAUAACGCUGGAACGGCUGUACGGGUACUUCGACCCGGUCUCGUCCGAGUGGACGGACGGCGUAUGCGCCGUUGUGUUCCGGGCGUACGCCGGCGAGGACACUCCCGACAGGAAGUGGAUCGUGUUCGACGGGCCGGUCGACGCGCUGUGGAUCGAGAACCUCAACACCGUUCUCGACGACAACAAGAAGCUUUGCUUGACAUCCGGCGAGGUGAUACAGAUGUCCAGCGUGAUGUCGAUGAUCUUCGAGACGAUGGACCUGGUGCACGCGUCGCCGGCCACCGUCUCCCGUUGCGGGAUGAUAUACGUGGAGCCGCGCGUCCUCGGCUGGCGCCCGUUCGUCCGUUCCUGGAUAAACACGCUGAACCGCGCGUGGAGCGAAGGCCAAGAGAGCAACAUCGAGCAGCUGUUCGACUGGCUGGUCGAGCCCUGUUUGCAGUUCAUCCGGAAAGCCUGCCGCGCCACCGUCAACGCUGGCCAAAUCCACCAGGUCGUGUCGGCCAUGAACAUGUUCGAGAUGACGAUGGAAGAUGCGGUGGAGCAAAAUCCAAAAACGUACGACCAAUACCUGGUACCUUGGUUGCAGGCGACUAUGUUGACGUCGAUGGUGUGGGGCGUCGCCGGCACGCUGGACUACGCCUCCCGCGUGAACUUCAACGCGUUCUAUCUGACCAUUUGGAAGAACGAGCUAGAGGAACACCCGAUGCCCGAGUUUCUCGCCGAGUCGUUGAUCUCUCUGCCGACGGAGGAGCUGAUCCACGAUUGCUUCUACACUUAUCGGGGACGAGGAGCGUGGCGGCGGUUCGCCGACGUGGCGCGACAGCAACGGUACCCGGACACCGGGAGCAUCGUUCAGCUGAUGAUCCCUACCGUCGACACGGUGAAGUAUCAGAGCCUGUUCCUACGGCACAUUAAUCGCCGCAAGCGUUUCCUGCUGUACGGCGAGACAGGCACCGGCAAGAGUUUCUACAUCAAGGAUCUGAUGAUGAACAAGCUGGACGAACGGAGAUACCUGCCGAACAUCGUCGCGUUCACGCCGCACAUCACGGCCGCCCAGACGCAGGAGCUGAUCCUGUCGAAGCUGUACAAGAGACGGAGGAACCAGUUCGCACCGUUGCCGGGCACCCACUGCGUCGUGUUCAUCGACGACGUGAACAUGCCGGCGAAAGAGACGUACGGCAGCCAACCGCCGAUCGAGCUACUCCGGCAGUUCUUCGAUCACGAGAUCUGGUUCGACCUGAGGAAGCCGGAGAUGAUCCACGUGCACGACACCCUGUUCGUCUGCGCGAUGGCGCCGCCAGGUGGCAGCAGGCAGGAGCUGUACCAGCGGUUCCUCAGGCACUUCAACCUGUUCAGCAUCGACAGCUUCACCGACGACACCAUCGUCAGGAUUUUCACCAACAUCGCGUUCGUCGGCCUGCAGCGAAACGGCUUCACCACGGCGAUAAUGCCGGUCGUCGUCGACAUCGUGAACGCGACCAAGAACAUCUUUCACGACGCGCAGAGCCAGCUACGACCGACGCCGGCCAAGUCCCACUAUCUCUUCAAUCUGCGCGACUUCUCGCGGGUGAUCACCGGCUGCGCCAUGAUCAGGGAGGAGUCCGUCGUGUCCAAGUCGGACUUCACGAAACUCUGGACGCACGAGAUCCUUCGGGUGUUCGGCGAUCGUCUGGUCGACGAGAACGACCGGCGCUGGCUGUUCUCGAGGAUCAAGGAAACGGUCGGUGGCAACAUGAGGGAGACGUUCGACACGGUGUUCGGCCAUCUGCCGAAAUUCGACGAUCAGCUGACGAUGGAGAGCCUGCGGGACCUGAUAUUCGGUACAUUCAUGGACGUGGACACGAUCCCGUGCGACCGCCGUUACGAGGAGGUGAAGUCGAUGGACGAGUAUAUGGAAGUGGCGGUCUCCUGCCUCGAGGACUACAAUCUCACCCACAGACGCAAGAUGGACAUUGUCUUGUUUCGAUACGCUCUGGAACACCUCGCGAGAAUCUGCCGGAUAUUGGUGAUUCCCUGCGGCAGCUUGCUGAUGGUCGGCGUCGGUGGAUCCGGCAGGCAGUCGUUGACCAGACUGGCCGCCAACAUGGCCAAUCUCGGCCUCUUUCAGCCAGAGAUCGGUAGCGCGUACGACGUGCAAGAAUGGCGUGACGAUAUAAAAAGGGUGCUCAUGAACUCCGGCGGGGCGGGCAAAGAUUACGUGUUCCUACUCACCGAAGGGCAAAUCAAAAGUGAAAUCUUCCUGAACGACAUAGACAGCUUGUUAAACUCGGGCGAGGUGCCGAACCUCUUCACCGUCGAGGAGAGACAGGAAAUAAUCGAGAUGACUCGGCUAGCAGCACAGGGUGGCGACCGAAAUUUGGACAUAUCGGUGCUCGCGAUUCUCUCCUACUUUGUGAACCGUUGCAAGGAGAAGCUGCACAUAAUGCUGUGCUUCAGUCCCAUCGGGGACACGUUCAGAAUCAGGCUCCGGCUUUAUCCGAGUCUGGUGAAUUGCUGCACGAUAGACUGGUUCGACGUGUGGCCGGAGGACGCCCUCGAACAGGUGGCCCUACGCAGCACCACCGCCAUCAAUGUCGACGAACAAGUGAAAGUCAACGCGGUGAUCGCGUGCAAGUUCUUCCACGUUUGCGCCAAGGAUAUCAGCGCCCGGUUUUACAACGCCACCGGUAGGCAAACUUACAUCACAACGGCCGGAUUUCUGGAUCUGAUACGAACUUACGCAGAACUGAUGAAAGAGAAGCAAGAAGCGCUUAUUUUCGCGAGGGAUAGAUACAUCAACGGACUGGAUAAAUUAGAAUAUGCGGCCGAACAAAUUGGUCAAAUGAGAGUAACACUUUCGGAACUGCGACCUCAGCUUGAAGCGUCUGCCAAGGAAACCGCCGACACAAUGAGGAAAAUUGAGAUGGAAAAUAUCAGCGUUGAAAACGCGAGGAUCAUGGUAAAGAAAGAUGAAGAUAUGGCGAACGUGCAAGCCGAGAUUGCGAAGAACUUGAAGACAGAGUGCGAGGCGGAUUUAGCGGAAGCGUUGCCUGCUCUGAACGAGGCAUUAGCCGCUCUGGACACUCUGAAGCCAGCAGACAUAACGGUUGUAAGAACGAUGAGGAGUCCUCCGGCCGGCGUGAAACUCGUGAUGGCUGCGGUGUGCGUGAUGUUGGGCAUACCCCCUCUCAAGGUCGAGGAUCCAGUCACCGGCAAAAAGGAACUCGAUUACUGGACACCGAGCAAACGUCUGCUGGGUGAUAUGAGAUUUUUGGAAACUUUGCGGCAGUAUGACAAGGACAACAUUCCACCGCAUAUAAUGGAGGAAAUCAAGACAACCUACAUGACGGACAAGAGCUUCGAGCCAAAAGUUGUGGCCAGGGCAUCGUCGGCGGCCGAGGGUCUCUGCAAGUGGGUGAGAGCAAUGGUCCUGUACGACGCGGUGAUCAAAGUGGUCGCGCCGAAGAGGGCCAAGUUGGAGGCCGCGCAGCGCGAGUACGAGAACACUGUGAAAUUCUUGAACGAGAGACGCGAGAUGCUGGCCGAGUUGACGGAGAAGCUGAACGUUCUCAACGAACGUUUGCGGGUAACCCUGGCCAGGAAGAUCGAGCUGGAAACCGAGGUGACAAACUGCAGGAACAAGUUGAUCCGGGCCGAAAAAUUGAUCAGCGGUUUGGGAGGAGAGAAGAAUCGUUGGACAGAGGCGGCGGCGAACUUGAAGAGCUCGUACGACACCUUGCCAGGAGAUAUUUUGAUCUCGUGCGGCAUGAUAGCGUACCUGGGCCCCUUCACGUCCAACUAUCGCGUCGAAAGUUUGGGAAAAUGGGUCGACCACGUGAACAGUUUGAACAUACCGUGCUCGAGAACUUACGACUUCGUCGAGGUACUCGGCACCGAGAUCAAGAUCAAUUCUUGGAACAUAUUCGGCCUGCCGCGAGACUCGUUCUCCACCGAGAACGCCAUUAUCAUGGACAACUCGAAGAGGUGGAGCCUGUUCAUUGAUCCUCAGAGUCAAGCGAACAAAUGGAUUCGCAACAUGGAGAGGCAGAACGAGCUUGAAAUCGUCAAAUUGACGCACGCGGAUUACAUGAACGUCAUAGAGCGAGCACUGGAAUACGGGAAACCAGUAUUGUUGGAGAACAUUCUCGAGGACCUGCCAGCAGCUCUUGAUCCGAUAUUAACAAAAGCGAUAUACAAAAUGGGCGCCAUGUGGUACAUCACGCUCGGCGAGAAAGUGAUCGAAUACGGUUUGUCGUUCAGGCUGUACAUCACGACGAAGCUACGGAAUCCGCAUUAUCUACCGGAGAUUUUCAACAAGGUGACGGUGAUCAAUUUCGCGUUAACGAUCGGCGCGUUGGAAGAUCAGUUGUUGGGCAUCGUGGUGGCGAAGGAGAGGCCCGACCUGCAGGAAAAGCGAGAGUAUUUAAUCGUUCAGAGCGCCGCGAAUCGGCAGGCGCUGCAACAAGUGGAGGACAACAUUCUGAGAACGUUGUCGGUGGCGGGAGCUAGGAUCCUGGAAGACGAGGAGGCUAUAGAGAUCUUGGACUCGUCGAAGAUCCUCUCCAUCGACAUAUUGAAGAAGCAGGCAGCCGCGAAGAAAACCGAGGUGCAGAUCGAAGGAUUCCGACAAAAUUACAAACCAAUCGCGAGGCACAGCUCCGCUCUCUACUACACCAUCACCGAUCUACCCAACAUCGAUCCCAUGUACCACUACUCCUUGGCUUGGUUCAUCAACCUGUACGUCAGUUCCAUCGACACUGCGAACAAAAGUAAAAUUCUCGAAAGAAGACUGGCGUUUCUGCGAGAGGCUUUCACUUACAACCUGUAUCAGAAUGUCUGUAGAUCUCUGUUCGAGAAGGACAAGAUUUUGUACUCGUUCAUCUUGUACUCGACGAUCUUGAUAUCGGAGAACACCAUCACGAGAGAGGAAAUGAUGUUCUUUCUGUCCGGAGGCGUCGCACUGGCCGCAAUACCGGAGAAUCCAGCAUCCAGCUGGCUUCCAGACAAAUCUUGGGGGGAAAUUUGCAGAGUUCACGCGUUACCCAGCUUCGUCGACUUUCAGUCGAGCUUGGCACACGAUUUAAACGCGUGGAAACAGUAUUACGAUUUGCUGAAUCCGGAAGACUCGCCGAUACCAGACCCAUGGGAGACGAGUUUAACGCCUUUUCAAAAGCUAAUCGUCACAAGAAUGAUCAGACCCGACAAAGUGACGAUUAUGAUUCAACGAUUCGUCGAAACAGGCAUUGGCUUGAAGUUUGUCUUACCGCCGCCGUUUGACAUUUCCAAGUCAUUCGGAGAAUCGAGUUCUUUGAUACCUUUGAUCUUCAUUUUAUCCCCGGGCUCAGAUCCGAUGGGAGCACUUACCACAUUCGCCGGGAAUAUGAACUUCCUCGAGAGAUUCCAUUCGAUCUCCCUCGGUCAGGGUCAAGGGCCGAUCGCCCAAAAUCUGAUCGAACAAGCACAAAACAACGGCGAAUGGGUUUGUUUGCAAAACUGCCACUUGGCUGCAUCUUGGAUGCCCGUAUUGGAACACUUCUGCGAACUAUUUGAUCCCUCGAACACACAUGCCAACUUUCGUCUCUGGCUCACGAGUUAUCCCGCUGUUCACUUUCCAAUUACGAUCCUGCAGAACGGUGUCAAAAUGACGAACGAACCUCCAACCGGAUUGCAGAAUAAUAUCAUGAGGUCCUACAAAUCCGAAGCCACGAAAACCAUGGACGCGUUUGAUAACGAACCGAAUAAGAAGAGAACGUACUCAAAGUUGCUUUACGCCUUGUGCUUCUUUCACGCCGUGGUGCAGGAAAGACGAAAUUACGGUGCACAGGGUUGGAAUAUAAAAUAUGGUUUCAACGAGUCGGACCUCGAGAUAUCCGCCCAACAACUUCAACUGUACAUAAACGAUUACGAGGAAGUUCCUUUCAAAGCCAUUGUCUAUCUAACCGGUGAAUGUAAUUACGGUGGCCGAGUCACGGACGACAGAGACCGAAGAUGCCUAAACACGAUAUUGCAAGAUUUCUAUAACCCGAACGUAAUUACGGACCCGAAUUAUGCUUUUGCGGACGUCGGGCCUGAAUAUACUUUACCAAAAAAGCACGAAUACGAAGAUUACAUCAGGCAAAUCCAAGGGAUUCCUUUAACCCCGUCGCCAGAGGCACUUGGACUGCACAUGAACGCAGGGAUCACGCGAGAUCUCGAACUGGCGAAUGAAUUCUUUGUGUCCAUGAUGUUAAUCAAAGGAGAAGUAACGAUAGGCGACACUACGAAACAGGACGAAAUGUUGUUGAACAUAAAAAACGAUAUUUACGACAGAAUGCCCGAACCGUUUGACAUCGAGGAAGCGGAGAAGCGUUAUCCUAUCGUGUACAUGGAAUCCAUGAAUACCGUUUUGAUACAGGAAUUGAUAAGGUAUAACGUUUUGUUGCGUGAAAUUCGCGAGUCUCUCGACAUGCUGGAGAAAGCGGUGAAAGGAUUGAUAGUGAUGACUCCUGAGUUAGAGAUUCUGGCUAGUCACAUACUGAGCGCCAGAAUUCCUCCGUCUUGGGUGCAAGCGUGUGCUUAUCCAAGUUUGAAACCGUUGCCAAAUUUUAUUAACGAUUUCCUUGACCGGUUAAGCUUCUUUCGCAAAUGGUUGAUAGAAGAUAAGCCGAAAACAUUCUGGAUAUCUGGAUUCUCAUUUGUGCAUGCUUUUCUCACGGCAACGACGCAAAACUUUGCGAGAAAAUACCAAAUACCUAUCGAUAGAAUUGAUUUUGAUUUCAAGGUACUUCCUACGUAUGAAUCACACGAAUCUCCAAUGGAUGGCGUUUACGUUUAUGGAAUGUAUUUGGCCGGUGCAAGGUGGGACAUGCAGCGCAUGCUACUCGCUGAAAGUUAUCCAAAAAUUCUUUGGGAGGCUAUGCCAAUGAUUUGGAUGAAACCAAGCGUAGUGGAUUCUAUUCAUGUAGGAAAACGAUACGAAUGUCCUCUUUACAUAACUUCUGCGCGUUUUGGUAUUCUCAAGACAACAGGACAUUCGACUAAUUACGUGUUGUCGAUCCUCUUGGAUACUACUUAUCCUGUCAGUCAUUGGAUUAAAAGAGGGCUGGCUCUUCUCUGUCAACUCGACAAUUAAACGAUUUUUCAUA
Molecule: messenger RNA, 12888 nt
Organism: Frieseomelitta varia
Lineage: Eukaryota; Metazoa; Arthropoda; Insecta; Hymenoptera; Apidae
Gene: Dhc62B
Product: dynein axonemal heavy chain 12
Exons: 30
Coding region: 1059-12875 (3938 amino acids)
Biological process (GO): microtubule-based movement
Cellular component (GO): dynein complex
Molecular function (GO): dynein intermediate chain binding; minus-end-directed microtubule motor activity; dynein light intermediate chain binding
Source: RefSeq, a predicted model, not a curated record